This is a messenger RNA of Ostreococcus tauri, 2478 nucleotides long. RefSeq names its product Protein kinase-like domain. Gene Ontology annotation, molecular function: ATP binding; protein kinase activity. The transcript is spliced from 2 exons. Bases 1 to 2478 code for a protein of 825 amino acids. The record is from RefSeq and is a predicted model, not a curated record. NCBI's taxonomy places the organism in Eukaryota, Viridiplantae, Chlorophyta, Mamiellophyceae, Mamiellales, Bathycoccaceae. Gene Ontology annotation, biological process: protein phosphorylation.
AUGUGUUUCGGCGGCUCGUCGCGCGUUUUCCGCGCGCGCGCUCACGGCGCGGUCGGGCGACGGGCGGUGACGACGGAGGCGCGCGUGGCGGGUAUAAUCGAUGUGAAACGCGUGACGGAAGUCGCGGGCGCGGCGGCGCUGGAGGUGUCGAAGCAAGUCCGAAUGCGCGGCGUCGAGGCGCCGGACGUGGAGAAGUCGUACGUCGCGCGAAGCGCGACGACGGAGGUGGAUGCGGACGGAUUACCGCUUGUGUACGACAAGGAAGCCAUUCAAAAGUAUUGGGAUAAACAGGGGGGGGCGCUGCAGCGACGGUGGGGGGAGUUUUUGUCGCUCUCGGUGCCGUUUCUGACGAAGAUUGCGACGCUCGCCAUCACGGGUGGGAGCGCGGAACUGUCGAAGAACGAUCGCGUGCUCGCUCGAGACGCGCGAAUCAUCAUCGAGAAGCUCGGGCCAACAUAUAUUAAAGCUGGACAGAUGAUGAGCGUGCGACCGGACGUAUUGCCGCAGGCGGCGCUGGAUGAGUUGGCAGUGUUGCAGGACAGUGUGAAGCCGUUCGACACGCCCACGGCGAUUGAUACAAUCGAGAGCGAGCUCGGCGGGCCGCUCUCGGAAUUUUUCGACGAGAUCAGCGAGGUUCCGGUCGCGGCGGCGUCGUUAGCGCAGGUGUAUCGUGCCAAACUCAAGAGUACGGGUGAGUACGUUGCCGUCAAGGUGCAGCGCCCAAAGAUUUUAGACACCGUCUCGAAGGAUUUGUACGUGUUGAGACGCGCGGCUGAAGUGUACCAGGGGCUCAUUGAGCGAUUUGCCCCGCAGCAGCGCACGGAUUACGUCGGAUUGUUGAAUGAGUGGGCAGUCGGUUUUUACACCGAGCUCGACUUUUUGAACGAGGCAGCGAACCAGCAGAAGUUGCGCGACUUGUUGGCGCAAGAACAAGUCAAGGACAUUUACGUCCCAGAGGUGAACGAUUGCCCUUCAGAAGAGAUUCGCGACCUCGUCGGAAUAGGUCAGGAAUGUUUUCUCGUCCAGCUCCUGCAGGUGGGCUUCUUCCACAGCGACCCGCACCCGGGCAACUUGAUGAAGCUUAACGAUACGUCCAAGGGUAAGCUAGCGAUUUUAGAUUUUGGUCUCGUGGCGUCCAUCCAGCAGGAAGAUAUGGACACCAUGGUGAGCUCGAUCAUUCACCUCGCGAACAAGGACUACCCGUCCUUAGUGGACGACUUCAUCGAUCUCAAAAUCCUGCCACCAGACUGCGAUCGCGCCAAGGUCGUGCCGCUCAUGGACAAGGCGCUGUCUCCGUACGUGAAGGGCGGUGGAGCGAAGAAGUACGAAGCUGAGUUGAAGCGCAUGUAUAACAUGGAUGGUUCUCUCUCGUCCACCGCGGGUGGCUUUCAAGCGAUGACUCAAGAUUUACUCACGGUGCUCAAUGAUAUUCCGUUCUCGAUUCCACCUUAUUUCGCCCUCCUCGGUCGCGCCGUGGUGACUCUGGAGGGGAUCGCGCUCAUCGGCAAUCCGGAUUACAGACUAGUCAUGGAGGCAUAUCCAUUCGUUGCGCGUAAACUGCUGCGUGAAGAUCGUCCGGAGGCGCAACGCGCGUUGGAGGAGGUUCUAUACGCCUCAACGCAAGGCGGCGGCUCAAUCUUGCAGGGACAGCGACUCGCAGUGAUGUUAAACAGUGCCAUGGGCAUUGUCGCCAAGAGUGAAGACGUUUUCGUUGACCUGGAGACCAUUCCGGAAGAUGCCGCGACUUUGGAUCAGUCUCUGAAGUAUCUGAUGCAACCCCAAGCGGCGAGCUUGAGAAAUUUGCUGGAGCGUGAAGCUGUCACGGCGGCGGAUUUGCUAUUGCGUCAAGCCUUGCGCAAGGGCGUCAACCGCUUUUUCGCGCAAUUUCCCAAGCCGCCGACGUGGUUACCGUUCUCGAAUGCGUUCCCGAAUCCGCGCGAUGUAACCGGGCCAGUGUUGCUUCCGGUUAGCGGAAGCGCGACGCCCGUUCCCGCUUUUGCGUCUCCUGGGCAAUUGUUGGACCUAGCGGCGCCGCAGCUCGAUCUUGAGGAAGAGGUUUUCGCGCUCGCACUUGGGGACUUGGCCGGUGGUUUAAUCGGUAAGGACGCCGCAACUGUACUCACCGGUGAUGCUUUCCUUGAACCGGAGGCGGUCGCUGCGCUGUUUUUGGGCAUUAUCUCCUCCGGUGAGCUCCCGAUCGGAACGAGCGAAGACGUUCGCCGAAUAGCGGCGAGUGCGCGCGAUUCGCUCCGAACUGUCACUCCGAAUGGUGAAUCCAGCGAGGAACAAAGCUUUGAGAACUUGAUCGCAGCCGUUCAAAAGCUUGACUCUGAAGAACGCGCGGUGCUGAAUAAAGCCACCGAACGCGUCAUUAGUCGCGUGUAUGAGAGAUUCUGCGAAAGGUUGGUGCCGUUGACCGGCGGUCCCGCUGUCGCAGCGCAAGAAAGUGAUGACAGAGUUGCGUUGAACGCUCGAUAG